Messenger RNA from Enhydra lutris kenyoni (northern sea otter), 192 nucleotides. Its product is annotated as keratin-associated protein 8-1. NCBI's taxonomy places the organism in Eukaryota, Metazoa, Chordata, Mammalia, Carnivora, Mustelidae. The record is from RefSeq and is a predicted model, not a curated record. The transcript has a single exon. Bases 1 to 192 code for a protein of 63 amino acids.
AUGCAGUGCAACAACUUCUCCGGUGCCGUCUUCCCAGGAUGCUACUGGGGCAGCUAUGGCUACCCCUUGGGGUACAGCGUGGGCUGUGGCUACGGCAGCACCUACUCCCCAGUGGGCUAUGGCUUCGGUUAUGGCUACAAUGGCUGUGGGGCCUUUGGCUACAGAAGAUACUGGCCAUUUGAUCUCUACUGA